Messenger RNA from Coffea arabica (coffee), 651 nucleotides. NCBI's taxonomy places the organism in Eukaryota, Viridiplantae, Streptophyta, Magnoliopsida, Gentianales, Rubiaceae. The record is from RefSeq and is a predicted model, not a curated record.
AUGUCUUUGAGAUUCGGCGCAAGACUGGUGAUAGUUGCAUCAUCACCAGAAGCUGCUAGAGAAGUACUCAAGACUCAUGAUCGGGAUCUAUCCGGAAGGUACGUUCCUCAAAUAUUGAAUCGAAUCCCACAAAUUCACACUUCAAUCAUGGGAUUGGCGACAGAUUGCAAUGAGAGGUGGAAGUUUCUACGCAUCACUUCCCACAUGGGGCUUUUCUCAGCUAUGGCGCUGGAAUCGUGUUCACGAAUCAGACUAGAGAAGGCCAAAGAGAUGCUACACUUCUUGGGUUCAAAAGAAGGUGAAGUGGUAAAUAUUGCAGACAUUUUAUUUGCAACUACUGCUAAUACUUUGACUAAUGCUAUGGUGUCCCAAGGUAUUGUCGAGUCUUGGAACAAUAUUGGAGAAGUGAAAAGGAAAUCAAGGAAAAUGCUUGGGAUUGUAAUUCUAAGCUUAGCCGACCUUUAUCCUGCAAUUGGGGGUUUAGAUUUUUGGAUUAAGCAAAAAGCAGCAGAGGCUAACCAAAUAUACAGAGCCGUAUGGGGUGAUAUUGUAAGCAAGAGAAGAGGAGGGAGGCAGGACUCGAACCAGGACAUUUUAGACGUCCUGAUUGAAAGUUCCUUUGAUGAUUAUCAGAUCUACAAUUUCCUGUAG